AUGGGUUGGGACAAUGGCUGCGAGCAACUUGAUCCGUGCGUGAUGCAAAUCGCGUUCCCACCAGUGUCCAAGGACAAGGGGCUCUCCUGGAAUAGCUCGUGGGCAUACUUCAUUGAGCCAUUCCCGCCCAACACAACGAACUUCCGCCUCACCCACAGCUUGUGGUGGCGAGGCGCCACAGAGACUUCCGACGUCCACCUCGCCCACAGUUUGUCGCAGCAGAGCCCUCCCACACCCAGCUUGUCCUCAGAUGAAACAGCUCUGUAUAAGUACCUGAAGAUGCAGAGCCGCGCCUGCAACACAUCCGGGAUUUUGUUGCAUCACACUUUCUUGUUUGCUGCAGCGAAUCUCUGCACUUUUGCAUCUCGGAUUGCGGAAAAGGGCACCUGGCGUCCUGAAAUUUCAGGAACGAUCUAA
This is a messenger RNA of Symbiodinium sp. CCMP2592, 417 nucleotides long. The record is from the annotation of a GenBank genome assembly. NCBI's taxonomy places the organism in Eukaryota, Dinophyceae, Suessiales, Symbiodiniaceae.